Molecule: messenger RNA, 982 nt
Organism: Daphnia carinata
Lineage: Eukaryota; Metazoa; Arthropoda; Branchiopoda; Diplostraca; Daphniidae
Product: dnaJ homolog subfamily C member 17-like
Exons: 2
Coding region: 39-914 (291 amino acids)
Biological process (GO): spliceosomal complex disassembly
Cellular component (GO): spliceosomal complex
Molecular function (GO): RNA binding
Source: RefSeq, a predicted model, not a curated record
GUUUCGUACGUAAAAUUUACGUCGAAAAGAAAUUAAAAAUGUCGAAAAUCGACGUGACAAAGUUGGAUUUGUAUGGUCUUUUUGAAGUUUCACCAGAUGCUACAAGCCAAGAGAUCAAAACAGCUUAUCGCAAGAAAGCUUUAAAGGUUCACCCCGAUAAAAAUCCAGAUAACCCUGAAGCAGCAAAACUUUUCCAUCAGUUAUCAGAGGCACUCAAAGUUCUAACAGAUGAAUUUGCUAAAGCUGCAUAUGAUCGUGUUCUUAGAGCAAAAAAAGAAACAGAACUAAGAUAUAAGCAGCUUGACUCUAAAAGGAAGAAGCUCAAGGAUGAGCUUGAAGCUCGAGAAAAAGCUUAUCAAACAUCUGGGAAGACCUUCCCAGAACGAAGUCCAAAAGAACAGCUCAAGGCUGAAAUUGAACGACUGAGAAAACAAGGCUCAAAUCAGUUAGCUGAAGAACAAGAGAAAAUACGAGUUGAGUUGGCAAAGGAGAAAGAACAGUUAUCAUCAAUAGGACCUGUAAGUGCAAGACUGAAGCUAUCAUGGAAAGUUGACCCUGAUGGUAUAGACCCUUACUCUCAAGACAAACUCCACUCAAUACUCCAGAAAUAUGGAAAUAUUCUUGCCCUUCUUAUCUCAAGCAAGAAAAAAGGAAGUGCAAUAGUGGAGUUUGCAAGCAAAAAAGAUGCUGAUUUGGCAUAUGCCGUGGAAAGGGGAAUCCAUGCUUGUCCAUUGACACUUUCAUGGAUCAAAGGAGACCAGCCUACUCUCUCUCAACCUGUAAGACAGCCACCUCCAAGUUCGGUCGCUCCUAUGUCGAUGGCCGAUUUUGAAUCCAAAGUAUUGCAGUCUAUGAGAGAAGCCCAAGAGAGAAAACGACAACAGGAAAAUAGUGCACAGCCUUUUCCAACGUGAACAGCCAUGUACCUUUACUUUGUUUGAAUAUCAUGAAAAACUAUCGGCGAUCCUAAAAAAAAAAUUUU